GUUUUCAUUCCUAACCGGGCCACGUAUUUGUCAAGUUCUUAGUCGAAUUGACAUUCCAAAUUCUUUCGUGAAGGAGAUAUUCUUAUAAACAAAGUAAAAUGGAAACUAUGCAACGCUACGUUUCACCCGUGAAUCCCGCCGUAUUUCCACAUCUGGCUACGGUAUUGUUGACAAUAGGCACUUUCUUCACCGCCUGGUUCUUCGUGUUUGUGGUAUCACGCCCGAGGAAUUCUAAAGAAAGUACUCUGUUUAAGGAGCUCUCCAUAAGUCUAUGCGCCUCAAUAUUUCUCGGUUUUGGUGUGGUUUUUCUCAUGCUUUCGGUUGGCAUAUACAUAUAAAUUACAAUCAAUUAACAUGAAGAGUUUCCGCUGUAAAGAAAAAAUCAAAAACAAUUUCCCCAGUUGAAACACUUUAUGGAAUUAUUUUCAUGCGAACGGAGUUUUACUAUGUACCAUUCUUAUUUCAUAUUUUGUUCGGAAAUCUUAGUAAAUAAAAUUAAACAUUAAA
Anastrepha obliqua is the source of this 507-nucleotide messenger RNA. RefSeq names its product transmembrane protein 258 (gene kud). The record is from RefSeq and is a predicted model, not a curated record. Gene Ontology annotation, cellular component: membrane-bounded organelle. Gene Ontology annotation, biological process: protein N-linked glycosylation. Bases 99 to 338 code for a protein of 79 amino acids. The transcript has 2 exons. NCBI's taxonomy places the organism in Eukaryota, Metazoa, Arthropoda, Insecta, Diptera, Tephritidae.